Messenger RNA from Cataglyphis hispanica, 6549 nucleotides. RefSeq lists its product as uncharacterized. NCBI's taxonomy places the organism in Eukaryota, Metazoa, Arthropoda, Insecta, Hymenoptera, Formicidae. The coding region runs from base 244 to 5925 and encodes 1893 amino acids. The transcript is spliced from 19 exons. The record is from RefSeq and is a predicted model, not a curated record.
AGUUACGCCACUGUGUUGUCCAAUAGAGUCGAGCUAUGGUCGUCGGACAGGACGAUUGCACGCUAGACGCCAUAUUGAGGUAUUGAGAGAGGAGGUUGCGAGUGUUGAUCGAAUGCGCGGUCUAAUAGGUGUUUACACGAUUUCGUGGCAAAAGCCGUGACUGCAAAUCGUCUAUCCUGCAAUUGCUUCCUGGUGAUACGAACGAUCGCGACAGGUAUAUGAUAUUUGACGCGUAGUGCUGACAUGAGUGGCAGCGACGGCGAAGAGGAUCGACGCGAGAGGAAUACCGUCACCAACAUUAGUAUAGCCGCCACCGCCACCGAGGAAAAAGGCAUUGUGAUGGAUGACGACGGUCCACUGGCGGCAACAGCGGUGAAACAAUACGUUGACGACGUACGUUUCCCGCGCUCCGUCAACCGUCGCAGACACGAUGACGGUAGACGGGAUGAAACCCCGCGGGUCUUCUGCGAAACGAACGAAGCCGGGCAAACGCGCAUGUUCGUCGAAGCCGGGAACCCGCACGUCAGAAACUUUGCCAAACGUUGUACAUCUGAUCGAGGUGUAAUCGACGCGUUUAUUAGAGGUGCAACAGCAGCUGAUGAAGAUCGACGUAACUUGCCUAGAACAAACACUGAUACGCUCGCCAAAUUGUACUCUUCUGCAGUAACUAUCAACAGUUUGAAAAAUGGAAAAGAAUCUUGUUCUUGUGAUUCUUAUAAAGCUAAACAAGACACGUUCAGAACGACAGACCAGGGUCUGAUCGAUGCGUUUAUUAGGGGUGCAAGAGCGGCUGAAGAAGAUCGGCGUAACUCGCCUAAAGUAAAUACUGAUGCACUCACCAAAUUGUAUUCCUCUGCAGCAAAGGUAGACAGUUUGUCUCAUCAUGGGAAAGAAUCCUGCUCUUGUGAUUCUUAUAAAGCUAAACGAGAUAUGUUUAGGGAAGAACUACAGAAGGCUAUGAAGUUCCAAAACUUAUGGACUGAAUUACAGCAAUAUAUACAUGCUGUCUUUAAUAUUGCUCUGGAAACAGCUCGUGUGUCCGACUCUUCACAGUCUCAGUGUAGCAGAUUACCUUCGAUUGAUAUGCACGAUACUGUUAUUCAAUUAUGCAAAAGAGAUCCUCAUCAACUGUUCAUGAGAUUAGUAAGCCAGGCACAAGAAUUUGUGAUAGAAGUAAAAGUUCGUUUAUUCGUUCUUCUACACGAUCAUAGUGUAAACAAUUUAGCAGAAAUUUUUCUUACUGGUCUCUUGGAUGACUAUGAUGCUCUCGUAGCAACAGCAAUUCUGAUUUCUGAAUUAGUGAAACCAUUAAAAGAAUAUCUCUUCAAAUUUAAUUUGACAUGGGACUGUUUUAUUAAAAAGUUGUAUCAAAUUUAUGUAUAUAAUGAUGCUUUGGUGCAAAAUAAUUUACCUACGUUUAUUGGACAGCUGAGAAAACUUCUACCAUUAAAAGGCUCCGAAUACCAAGAUCUUGUUCACAGAUAUUUAUUUUUCGACGACGAGAUGACGAGAAUUGGUAAUUUAUGGCCCGAAACAGAACCAUGGAUGGAUAAAUAUAAUGCAGAACAAGCAGUUCGUAUGACAAGACUUAGACAAAUUAGAGAAGCUUGGGAAUUGUUCACAACAACACGCAAACUUAUGGAACACAGCAUGUUGAGCAAAACACCGGAUAUUGGAAAUGAUAUGCGAGAAAUCCAUGGGCAAUUUUCUUCACUUAUUGCACAUACAUCUGGAAGCGAUAGUCGACCUUUAAGUCCAAUAUUAGAUCUUAAUUCGGAUUCAAUAGCUAUACCGUCAAGCAUAGAGAUAGUUCAAAUAUUGUUAGACGAUUGGAAUAAGGCCCAGCAUCAAAAAUUGGCGGACAUAGCUGGGGCAUUGACUGCUACUGAAAUGGACGCGGUUGGACCAGCCGAUUCUAUCUGUUACGAUUACGCCCGUGCAACAUGUCGAUUGGCGCAAUAUGCUAUCAGAUCAGUCAGGAGUCAUAGUGAUGACAGCGACAUUGAGAAUGAAACAAAAUGUGAAUGUAAUACUUGCAAUGAAAUAGGAGUAAACCAUAUGAGCACACAACAUAAAGUUGAAAAUAUCGAGAAGAAUGAUACAAAUAUAUUCUUAUCCAAUAAUGGAUUUAUGGAUGGACCUGCAAAUUGUACAGCAAUGCAAGUUAAAAAGCAACUUGAUAAUUCAAAUGACGAAGAUAAAAGGAAGAAAGAUUCAGUUACACAUAAUGUUCUACGCAAAGAUAUUAUUUCGAAAACAUCCGAUUUAGAACCUUGUUCAUGCGUUUAUCAACACGCGCGAGAAAUAGCGGAAAGAAAAAAGGAAAUUCUAGAAAAUCCACCUUGUCCUUGUCUGUUGAAUUCAAGACGCAAGUGGGAUAUGUGUCCUUGCUUGCCUACAUCUAUACCCGAAACAUCAGUAACAAACGGUCGUCCCAAAGCAACGUCGCCGACUUCUGUCACGAAGGAUAAUCCAGAACCAAGCCAGAAACCCGCUGUAAAGACCGGCUCUACGCAAUCCGCCCAGACCCAAACGAGGCAUUCUAUGACACAAACGCCAAACGCGAAUCACAAUCACAUGUAUCGUGAUAAUCCUCUAUCAGAUUUGGCGAGAAACACGGGUCCAUCUCAUCCCAGACUUCAUUCGCUCAAUACACCGCACGCAUGUCACAAACAAGCCAAUGUCGAGCACAUCAAGAGAGUAUCAUGUAAUGAUUUGAGUUCUGGAGAUGGAGACUGUUCAGAUUCGGGAAGCAGUCAGGAGGACUCGUGCUCCACUAGUAGCUCUGCGCAGAGAGAUACCAAUAUGAGACAUUGUGAUUGUUGCUACUGCGAGGUCUUCGGUCAUGGGAUGCCAUCAGUCGCGCCGGUAAGUCGAAAUUAUAAAGAAAUGCGGGAACGAUUGCGACAACUCCUGACAAAGAAGAAAGCGAAAAAAUGCAAAGCUGUAGCAACUGGCUGCAGUCCGCCGAAAAGUCCAUCGGAAUCGUCAAUUCCCAACACCAAUUUCGAAUCCAAGACUCUGACGAGUUCGAUUCUUAGAUCGAACACUCCAAUUUCGACGACUUCUACGAUUCAGCAUGAUCAACGAGAUCAGCGAGAUUUAGAGGAAUUGUUAGAAUUUAUUGAAGGCAAUCAAAGCGGAAGAAAAGACAAUAACAAGAAAGCUGAGAAGAAAGCGAGGCAAAAACAACGAAAGCUUGAGGAAAAGUUAAAGAAAGAUAGACAAGAAACAGAGAGACAAAAAUUAAUAGAGUUGCAGAAAAAAACACCCGAGGUUACGAUUACUGUUGUCGAUCCUCAAAAGCCUGUAUCUCAAAGACCAUUACCUCAAUGUAAUUUACCAGAAGUUUCUAUUUUGCCAACAUCGCCAUCCAUAUCUUUAUCCACAAUAAAGCAGUUAAACAAUAGGAAAAGGGAUAAGCAGGAGGUUUGUAGCAAUAAUAAUAGCAGCGGUAAUAAUAGUAUUACUAAUUUGAAUAACAAGACAAAAACGUCUGUGAAUUUAAAUGGUAAAAAUAAGAGUAUUAAUAGCACGGAAAAAUGCGAAGUACGAAAUGCGGGUUCUAAUCAAGGAAAUAAGAACGCGAAAAACGAUAAAGUCGAAAGCAAUAAAGGCAACAAGUCAUUAGCAAGUAGUACGAAAAACAAUAAUUCGAUUAAUAGUACAGAUAAGUUAUCCGAUAUUAACUUAGUUGACAAGAAGUUGACGAAGAAAGAAAAAAAGAAAUUGAAGAAGGAAAUGAAGAAGUUGGAAGAAGCAAAAACGAAGGAAGCUGAAAAUGUGGCACAAAUAGAAUCUCAACCACAAAUAGUUACUAUUAGAAGAGAAAUAAAUUCAAACAGUGCUGAACCUACAGUCACAAUCACUCUGAAGGGUCAGACUCCGGCUGAAGAUAAAGUUUUAUUUACAUUAGUAAAUGGACAAACUAAAGAGCCUUCUCACAAGAUGGAACAAGAACAAAAUCCAAGUAAUAACGGGAAAAAGAAGAAAGUCAAGACAAAUAACAAUAAUAGUAAUCCCCUGCAACAAGGAAAUAAGUUGCAGCAGUCGAAUAAUCCUAAGCAACAGACAUCACAGACUCCAGCUAAGGCAUGCGACAGUAAGAAUUUAAAACAACAAGUAAAUAAUGACAAGUCGAAAAUUGGCAAACAAAUGGACGAAAAAAAAGUUCAACAGCAGAAUGUCAAUGAAGCCAAAAAUUCCAAAUCGAAAAAGGAUAAAAGAAAUACAGAGAAUAAAGAAAACGUGCUCCAACAGCAAAAUACAGUGAAUAAGAGUAAGAAUCAACAAAAUGCAACCAACAAAAAACAGAUUAAAACGAACACACCUCCUCAAACGCCAGUAUCACAGAAACAGCAACAGCAGAAUCAGAAUAUUACAAACGAAUCCACAAUUAGUAAGAAAAUAAAGAAGCAACAACAACAAGACAAAAACGUACAAUCGAAUGCCAAUAAAAGCAAUAAAAAUAUUAAUAAUAACAACGCCAACACUAGAAAUAUAUCGAAUAAGUGCGAACCUCAAAAGAGUAUAAAUAAAACGAAUCCAACUACCGCAAAUAAGCAACAACGUAUGCCUACAGAGGUUCAAAAUACAUGUAAUGAACGAGUAAGCUCACCAUCGCUCAGUAGCCAAUUUAAAGACAUUGGACCGAAUUCUAAAAUCAACAUUGAGAACCUCAAGUUACCGCCGGGCAUCACGAUCACGAAAGUUGACGCGCCGCCAAAACCAUUACCGAUUAAAACGGCUCCUUUGCCGAAACCAGUGAGUCCGCCCAAACAAACCACUAUUAUUGCCACGCCGAUGAGCGGUGCUCAAUCCAGCUAUGCAAAUCCACAGGCCGGAGGAAACGUCAUUGUGGUAGACACGGGCAAGCUUAAGCAAGACCUGCUGCCGAAAGUUAAUGAGAAAGACUCAUCAAAGGAUUCACAGUCUCAAGGUAUCACUAGUAAAAAGAAGAAAAAGAAAAAUAAAAAUUCGGCCAAUUCGGGAAACACAGCAUCUACGUCGCCACCGUUGCAGAAUAGCGACACAUUUGUAAGCGAUCAUGUAAUAGACGAACCUGCGAGAAUACUGCACAACCCCGGCACGAACAUGGUGACUAUUAAAAAUCCGUCGUUUGGACCAAUGAAAGUUCCGCCGACGCAGCAGGCAGCCAUCAUCAAAGUGUCGGAGAAUGGCAUGGUGACGAUUCGAAGUCCGGCCUUGCAGCAGGCUAUCAACGCAGGCUUGACAUCACCACCCAAACCUGAUUAUAUUGUGAAGGGUGAUCUAUCAUCAUCUUCGGCGUCGACAGGCAGAAUGACGACGACAUCAAUGACAGCCGAUUGUAACACGUUGAACAUGAAACACGCGAACGGCGUUAUUCCGUCGAGUCUAGCGGAAUUGCGUAGUCGAUUGACUGCGCAACCGAUAGACUGCGCGUCAUCAUUGUCUGGGCUCGCCAACAUCCAAAUCAGUAAAGUGACAAACGGUCAACCGAUACCGGAGAAUGGCAUCAAUCUCAAGGGUACCAGCGUUACUCUGACGAAGGUAAGGCCCGAGACAACAAGUAUGGAGGAAACGCGGCAAGCAUCGGCGAAUAGCGCAGUGAAGGAGGCAGUGAUAAACGCCAACGGCAGUGGCAAGAGCAAGAAAAAGAAAAAACGCGGAAAUGGCACGAGACAAUGCGGAGAUGACUGGAACCUCGUUGAGAGCGUAUUCACGCCCAAAGAUAUAGACGGGGACAUGGACUACUUUGAGCGUGAAUUGGAGGACUUCAAGAGAUUCUGCCAGCAAUCCGUGCCGCCGCCGCACAAGGAGAAGGUCAAUCUCAAUAUCAAGGACAUUGUUUUGAAGAAGAAGUCAUCGUCGUCGUCGUCAUCGUCAUCGUCGUCGUCGGCGGCAACCGCCAACGGUCCCGCCACUGUGAUAGCGGCUAAUUGAUUUGUCGAUUAAUCUCGCGUUAUCAUCCAAAGUGCGCGAUUACUGCCAUUGCGAUGAUUCGAUGCGUGGUCUUUUGGACGCGAUCGCCUCGUGAACGAUUCGCCUCCGAUCAUCAUCGACGAUUUUGCGUUUUCAAAGAAAAACGGAUGUAUAAUGCCUUCGUAGAUGAAUAUAAUCAUUAGCGAUUCUAAAUGAAAAAAAAAGGAAAUUAUUACUCGACGGAGUAAUAAUUGAACAAAUGACAUUAUUAUAUAUGUAUAUCGUUAAAUGUAAUUAGAAAACAAAUUUUCUCGCGGCGAAAUGAUGAAUUUAUCGUGCGAGAUAUCGCUCUAAAAUGUCGUCUCCAGAUGAUAUUAAUGACAAUUGUAAAAAUUUGGCUUUGCCAACACUUAUAAUAAUGAGUGCGAUUGUAAAGUUUAACGUAAAAAUAUCGUAAAAAUAUCACUAGAAGCCACACAUUUGUUUUUGCAGCUUCGAAAGCUCUACAUUGGCUACAAAAUUAGUAAACUUAAUUUACGCUCCAAAUACACAUAUGCAUGUGUGAUCACGAGCAAAUAGACGUAAACACACAGUAUCUUUCUCUUUUACUUUUUUUCAAUAAAUGUAGAAAUCUGUUUCUACCUA